AUUUCUAGAGCUAUGAAAACAGAAAAGCGCUCAGGCGCGGAGCAGACGCCUGUCAUGACGUCACUGGACCUCAUGACGUCGCACUCAGCCGUGUUUGGGUCAAUGAAGCUAGUUAGUAUGCUAGCUGAUGCGCUCAUUCAUUUAACCAGGGUUAACCUUUUCAUUUAACCUGCCUGGGCUGUGGGACUCACUGACGGACUCUAAAGGAAAUCUUACCGGCUCUCCGCUGAACGUUAGCACCGAUAUAUCCCGGGCAGAUUUAAUAUUGAGCACUGUUAGCCCCCGGUACUUGGGAUUAGCUAACGUUAGCUGGCUAACAAGCUAAUAACAACAACAGAGCAGUCAGCUGUGAGUUAGCAGGUCAAAGAUGUCGGAGUCCAGUGGGCUGAUCCAGGUCACAGUGAAGACUCUGGACUCUCAGAGCCGGACCUACAAAGUCUCAGGAGAGCUGACAGUGAAGCAGUUUAAAGACCACAUUGCAGCUUCAGUGGAGAUCCCAGUGGACAAACAGAGACUCAUCUAUCAGGGCAGGGUGCUGCAGGAUGAACGCACACUCACCGAGUACAACGUAGAUGGGAAGGUGAUCCACCUGGUGGAACGAGCCCCCCCUCAGGCCUCCAUGACCAGUCCAGGUGGGGCAGGUGUUUCCUCUGGGGGAGAAGAAGGCGGAGUCAGCAGCAGCCAUGCCUCCACCUCCUCCCAACAUGCACCACACGACCGCAACGGGAACAGCUAUGUGAUGCUGGGCACGUUCAACCUGCCUGUCAACAUCAUGGACCCCCAGCAGAUACAGAUGUCGGUGCAGCAGAUGAUGUCUGGAGUUGGUGAAGCAGGAAGAAACACCAGAGUGAGCACCAGUACAGGGAGUAAUGGCUCGGUGGAUGUUCAGAUUAAUGUGGACCCUGCAGUGCAGAGUGAGUCCAGAAUGAGGCUGCAGCUGGCUGAAAACCUACUGAGAGAUGCCUGCUCCCUGAUCCACAGACUGGAGGGAGUUUCCAGAGAUUCACAGUCAGAGGUCCCUCCCUCAUCUUCCUCCCCUCCUCCAUCCUCUUCCUCCUCCUCUGAUGGAGGAGCUGCAGCGUCACAGUCCAUGGACACCAGCUCUGCUCCAUCAUCCUCCACCUCCACCCAGACUGACGGAGCAGCCGGUGGCACAGGGCCAAACCACCCGAGUCCUGCAGAGUUUGUGGAGGUGUUGUCGGAGGUGAGGAGGGUGGAGGAGAGGUUAAGACCAUUUAUAGAGAGAACACACUCCAUCCUGGGAGCAGCAACGUCUGCAGACUACAACAACAAUACAGAGGAGAGGGAGGAGGAUCAGCGCAUACUGAACCUGGUUGGUGAUGCUCUCCGUCUUCUCGGUAACACCUUGGUUGUCCUAGGUGACCUGCGCUGCAACCUGGCAGCCCCUCCUCCUCGUCACCUGUACGUGGUCCGACCCAUCACCCACCUAUCUCACCCGGUCCUGGUCCAGACCGGCCUGCCUCACGUCCCCCUCCCACAGAUUAACCUGGGGACAACUGUCACCAUGACGUCCAAUGGGAGACAGACAACUGAAGGGGCGCCCCCUCCAACUGCUGGCCAAUCAGAUCAGCAGGCUGUAGGCCAGGCUCCGCCUCCACCUUCUAAUGGGACCAAUCAUCAGGGAGGAGCAGGACCUAGAGUGAUCCGGAUCACCCAUCAGACCAUGGAGCCGGUGGUCAUGAUGCAGAUGAACCUCGAUGGUGAGUCAGCUGCCGGCGCUCAUACUACAGGUCAGGCUCAUGCUGCAGGUACACCACAGACAGGUCUCCCCCCUGAGUUCAUGCAGGCCAUCGUCCAUCAGAUCUCCCAGCAGGCCGCUGUCAUGGCUGCUGCAGCCUCAGGCGGACCCCCACCUCACAUCACACCUGGAUCAGGAUCAGCACCUGAAGGAACCACCCCUCCACAGCCCGCCCACCCCACUCAAGCCAGGGUGGUCAUCACCAGACCCUCCUUCUCCCCCCGCCUCCCCCCACCUGCAGGAACCAGAGGAACUACUAUCAACCUGAGGGCCACAGUGCCCCCUGCUGGACAGGCUCCUCCUCUUCCUCCUUCCUCCCUCACUCAGAUGAUAAGCGGUCUAGUGGGACAGCUGCUGACUCCAGGACACACAGGUGAUCACAUGACCUCUUCCUCCUCCUCUUCCUCUGACUCAUCCUCAACCUCCCCUCCCUCCUCUGCUACCUCCGCUCAGACCUCCACCACCUCAAGCCAGCCAGCAGAGAGCAGUGCUGAGGGGAACCUGGCCCAGCUUCUGGGCUCUCUGCUGGGGGGGACGGCAGGAGGAGGGGGGGGAACGGGAUCCGGACCUGCUCCCUCCAUCACUGUGACUCUCCCUGGGGGUGCAGGCUUCUUCCAGGGCCUGACAGACUACAACCAGCCUCCUGCUGGCACACCAGGAGCCCCGCCCCCUUCUCAGCCUGUUGGCCCCACCCACGCUCAGCCUGUCAGCAGUGGGGACUCUCUGAGCCCGGAGCUGUUCACGGGCAUCGUGCAGGGCGUUCUAUCCACCAUGAUGAGCUCUCUGGGGGCUCAGCAGGGGGGCGGAGAGAGCAUCGCCCAGUUCAUCCAGAGACUGUCCCAGACAAGCAACCUGUUCAGCCCGGGCUCAGGGGACGCCGUGGGGUUCUUUGGGGACCUACUGUCUCUGGUGUGUCAGAGUUUCUCCAUGGUGGACAUGGUUCUGCUGCUGCACGGCAACGCUCAGCCUCUGAGCCGCAUUCAGCCUCAGCUCAGAAACUUCUUCACUGAACACUACCUGCAGGGCCGAGAGCCCACAGAGACCAACAUCUCUGCAGCAGCUGAGGAGCUCAUCAACGGGCUGGAGGAGUACAUCACUGACAGCUUCGCCUCGGUAACAGUCAGAGAUGGAGUGGACAUCGUGCAGACCAACCUGUCGUUCCUCAGGCUGAAGUUCACUCAGAUGGCCUCUCACAUCCUGCACUGCUCAGAUCAGACGUUCGGUCCCCGCCUGCUGCUGCUGUGUACUCAGGGUCUGUUUGAGUGUUUGGCUCUGAACCUGUUCUGUCUGAGAGGAGAGCAGAGAGCGCUGACUGCUGUCAUCAACCACAGAAUCAGGAGGAUGUCCGCAGAGGUCAAUCCCAGUCUGGUGAACUGGCUCACCAGUAUGAUGUCCAUGAGGCUUCAUGUGAUCCUGGACCACAACCCGGUCACUGAGGACCAGAUCCAGCGCUACGUCAUCCACACCCAGGUGAAUCGAAGGAAUGAAGGGGAGGCUGACCCCCCCUCACAGAGUCUGAACGUGGAGAUGGAGGAGAGUGUGUCUCCAGCUGCAGCCUCCAUAGAGGAGGAGAGAGGAGAGAGGGGAGCAGCUCCAUCAGGAGACCCUCAGCAUCCUGCAGAAGCCCCCUCAGCUCAGGAGGAGGAGGAGGCACCUGAGGUGGAGACCUGGGCAGCAGCUGUCCCACCUGAGUGGGUUCCCAUCAUCAGACAUGACAUGCUCUCUCAGAGGAAGAUUAAAGCUCAGCCCCCCCUCUCUGAUGCAUACCUGCAUGGCAUGCCGGCCAAGAGGAGGAAGACGAGUCAGAGCGAUGGUCCUCAGCUAUCUCUGUCUGAAGCUGUGGGUCGAGCCGCUCGAGCUGCUGGAGUCCUUCCUAUCACUCCCCCUCUCAGCCUGCAGGGGGAGCUGGAGACACCUGAGCUACAGGAGGAAUACACGAGACAGGUAAAGAACGACAUCAGUGAGCGAGUGAAAGAUGAUCCGGACUACAACUCCCAGAGAUUCCCCAACACCUACCGAGCUUUCUCUGCGGAGGAAUCCUAAACCUCCUCAGACUCCAAACUUCCUUAACCAGAGUCCUGAUCCAGAGUCCUGAUCCAGAGUCCUGACCCACAGAGAAGCAGGAUCAGGUCCAGACCAGGACUAAGCCCCUCUCCGCCUGCAGCAUGGACCUGAAACAUCCCAUAAUAACCCUGAGCUGGAGAGGCUUUGCUCAGUCAUUCCUCCUCUCCUGUGGUUCUGUCAGAGCGGCAGACUGUGGACCCCUCUGGAUACUGGACCAGGAUCACCCCCUUCUCUCAGACACUCUGAGGAUGAAUCAGUUUGAGAACCAGUCCCUGACAUGAGAAUAGCAGCAGAGGAGGGAUUAUGAAUUAUCUGGAUUAUUUAAUCUGAGAGCUGAUCAUCAGCAGCUCUGGUGGAGUCCGAGUGUCAGAGACAGAGCACUGUGCGAGUACAGUCCAGUGAUAUGAGACAAUACUGAGCUGAUGUGAAAAUGAAGACAAGAAGACCGAGUCUGGAUGAAGUGAGAGUACUGACAGCACACUGAGAGAGAAGGUUUAACAGCAUGAGACUAACAGUCAACACAGACCGCUCUCUGUCAGAGUCACACUGUAUCACCACAGAAGUGCAGUAUCAUUUAGAGAGGUCACACUCAUUCAUCCAUCCCUGCUUUUACUGAUCUCUGCAACUCUUCCACUAAAUUAACCCACACUUCUUUACACAAACAAACUUUGAACCACCGAAACCGUCUGUGCAGUAACCCUGUUUACUGCUGCAAAAUCACAAAAUCCUUUUAGACCACAUGUCACAGAUCAUCCAAAGAAUCCUGGAAGGACUGAUCCAGUGAAAUGAAGACAUUCCAGAAAGAGAGAGUCUUUGAUUCAUAUGAAACAAAAGUAAGAUUAAUAGAUCAUUCUUUUAUAUAACAUAGAUGUCUGCAACAGGAGACUGUAGUCAAGGGUUCACCUCAGCACAAUGACCACUCUGCUCACUAAAUAGAAGCUCUGAUUUUUAAUUCAAUCAACAUGAAUACACUUCUAUCAUUAGAAGCUCGGCCAGUGAACCAGGCAGGUGCUCAGCCUUGCUCCUUCAGCUGUCUCUGUCAGUCUGAGCCUGUUUUCGUAACUGCCUCUUACCAACAACCUACGAAUGUAGUAUGCAAUACGUACUGCAUACUACAUACUGCUUACUGUGUUUGAAGGUAGUAUGUGGUAUGACUGUUCUGUUGGAUCUGUUCUGCAGGAUGCUGGGUCAGGUGUUGCUGGGUUUCCGGUUUCAGAAAGCAGAAGUAAACAACGGCAUAACUGAUCGCGAAACUGCGUCUUUAGUAUCACUUAUGAUUUAAAAAGUUGAGAAGUGGUUUAUAUGGAAUUUAAUAAUUUUCACAGCACCGAAAAAUGAAAACUCUGCAUUGUGGGAAACAGUACGCGAGGGAGACUGGUCUGCUGAAAUCACAUACAUACUGAAUUUUGGCCAAAUCAGUAUGUACUAGUAUUGUAGGUGGUUUCGCAAACAGCCUGACAGCCAGGUUCGGCAUGCUACUGCUGGUGAGAUGAGGACAAUCAGUCAACAGUUUACGCCUGUUCUGAUUAUCUCUUUAUCUCAGUUUUGACCCCACACUCAUAUUGUUAGCCUCACGCUGCAGGAACAUGCCUCUCUCAGCUCUCAUAUGACUGUGAUGGAAAUAAGUUUUACAGUUUUGAAACAAACAGCUUCAGAGUAACAGGAGCACCCACUUUCUCUCAAUCUGUUCUAAUGUUAAUGAGACCUGACAUUUCCUGAAGAAACCCUCUGACAGCACUUUUAAAAUCUGCUCCUGUGUUCACCAUUCUGUCACUACAGACAUAAAAAAAAUACACAAACGUGUUCAGCAGACUCUCCUACUUCAGAAAAUGACACCAUUUAGCUGAUAGCUGUUAUGGUUUAUCUUAAUAUCCUGAAUCUGUCUGAGCUUCUCUUCUUCUGUCCUGCUGCCCCUGCUCGAUUCCCAAGGAAACCCCAAUCACCAUGGUCGGUAUCAAAUGUACAGGAUGAGGCUGACAUCUAUCCCUGUCUUCUUCUAUUAUACCCAUCAUACGAUCUGGAUAUAUUAGCACUGGGAGCCGAGCAGCAGCAGCAUUAUCCUCAAAACAUGUUGAUAAGUUUAGAUUUCUUCUCACCUGUGGAUGAUUGUUUUAUCCUUUAAACCUCUCAGAUAGUUUCUAGUGUUGGACCUGAUGCUCCUGAUUCUGUCUGAGUGUGUCUUGAAGAUGUAUUAUCAUUAUAAACCUGUAUAAAAUGAAACUGUAAAUUAGUGCAAAUUGCACAUAGUAAACAGGAAGUGAUGUCAUAGCUUCGUCAGUUUCAGUCAUGUGACCAAUGUUCAUAUUUUAUUUUAUUUUUAGAAAUCAGAUGAGGUCAUUUUUGUAUUUUAGAAAUCUGAAUAUUUGACUGAUGGAUGAGCCCCUAACAUGUACAUCAUAAUAUUAACAUGUCAGUUUAAUAACAUAUUUAAAGAGUGUAUAUAAUAAUAACAUGUCAGUAUAAUGUUCAUGAUGUAUUAUAGUACAUGACAGCUGAUCAGGUGAGUGUACCUGUGUGAAGUUUGUUUGCAUCAGCUGAUCAUUUAAAUAAACAAACUUUAAAUCUG
Molecule: messenger RNA, 6389 nt
Organism: Notolabrus celidotus (New Zealand spotty)
Lineage: Eukaryota; Metazoa; Chordata; Actinopteri; Labriformes; Labridae
Gene: bag6l
Product: BCL2 associated athanogene 6, like
Exons: 25
Coding region: 368-3802 (1144 amino acids)
Cellular component (GO): BAT3 complex
Molecular function (GO): polyubiquitin modification-dependent protein binding; misfolded protein binding
Source: RefSeq, a predicted model, not a curated record